This is a messenger RNA of Myxocyprinus asiaticus (Chinese sucker), 1459 nucleotides long. RefSeq names its product gastrula zinc finger protein XlCGF8.2DB-like. Bases 329 to 1459 code for a protein of 376 amino acids. Lineage: Eukaryota; Metazoa; Chordata; Actinopteri; Cypriniformes; Catostomidae. The record is from RefSeq and is a predicted model, not a curated record. The transcript has 4 exons.
AAGCCACACACAUGUGAUCAGUGUGACAAGAGUUUCAGACAAAAAGUAGCCCUUAAGAACCACAUAAGAAUCCACACUGGAGAGAAGCCGUACACGUGCCAUCAGUGUGGAAAGAGAUUCAGAUGUCAAGAGGCAAAACAAAGGAAAGGGGGGAUUCAAGACUCUGAGAAGCUCAUGCUUUCCCUUUGCCAACAGAGCUCCAUUUUUCUUACAUGGAUUACUGAGUUAUCUGGACUGUGACGUUCUUCGAAGAACAUCUCUGAGUUGGUGUUCAGUCUACAAGAAAAGAUCUGCAUCCAAACAAACCGAACAACUAAAAUCAGUAACGAUGGAGUUUGUGAAAGAGGAGAGUGAGAUCAUGAGUGAUCCAGAAGUCUCCAGAAUUAAACAUGAAGAUACUGAGGAACUAAUAGACUUGAUAGAUGUGAAGGAGGAAAGUCAAGAGCUGGAAAUACUUUCACAGACUGAAAAAAAUUUCACACAGAAAAAUACUGACAGAGCAGAAGCCAAAAAGUCUUUCACCUGCAGUCAGUGUGGAAAGAAGUUCAGAUGUACAGGACACCUUAAGAUUCACAUGAGAGUUCAUACUGGAGAGAAACCUUUCGCAUGUUAUGAGUGUGGAAAGAGUUUGACACGUAAAGGACAUCUUGAAGAACACAUGAGAAUCCACACUGGAGAGAAACCGUACACAUGUGAACAGUGUGGAAAGAGUUACACACGUAAAGGACACCUUGAGGAACACAUGAGAAUCCACACUGGAGCGAAACCGUACACAUGUGAUCAGUGUGGAAAGAGUUUUACAUUAAAAAGACUUCGCGACAGGCACAUAAGAAUUCAUACAGGAGAGAAACCUUACACAUGCCAUCUGUGUGGAAAUAGUUUCUCACGUCAUGAAAACCUUAAGCUUCAUAUGAAAUUGCACACUGGAGAGAAGCUGCCCACAUGUGAUCUGUGUGGAAAUUGUUUCACAAGUAAAAGAGAUGUUGAGGUCCACAUGAGGAUCCACACUGGAGAGAAGCCGCACAUUUGUUAUCAGUGUGGAAAGAGUUUUACAUAUGCAAACAGUCUCAGUGAUCAUCUACGCUAUCACUCUGGAGAAAGACCAUUUAGCUGCGAUCAGUGUGGUAAAAAGUUUAUUGUGCGAAAAGACCUGAGCAAGCACCUGAAAGUUCAUGCAAAGGAGAAGCCAUAUGCGUGUUCUGAUUGUGGAAAGAGUUUUGCACGAGUGGACACUUUAAAACAGCACCAGAAAACACACACCGGUGAGAAGAAUUAUAUGUGUUUUGAGUGUGUUAAGACUUUUAAUAGAAUCAGCCAUUUGAUAGAGCACCAGAGGACUCACACUGGAGAAAAACCUUACAAGUGUUCACACUGUGACAAGAGAUUCACUCUGUCGUCUCACCUGAAAAGACAUGAGAAGAUCCACACUAGAGAGAAACCAAUCAAGUCAUCUAACUAG